GCCGUGUUCACCCACACAUCAUAUACAAGAAAGGAUUCUACGAUGGUAUUGGCAGAUUAACACUCUUACCAAGAUACAUCAUCGAGAGAACCAACUCGCCCUAUGCUGAAGGGACUUUCGAGAGCAUACGAGGGUGUAGCUAUUUGUAAAAAUUGAUCACCAAAAAGUCGAUAGUGACCUGCAGACUCAGUUCGAUAGAAUGUGAUUGAAAUCCCCCCAAAAACACAGAUAGGCAGGUAUGAACUGCCUCACCAUCAUGAUCGGUGAUGAGUGUCGAAGCCAAGAAAGCACCUCAGUGCUGCUCUGAUGCACCAACCUCAGCCACGUUGGUGGGCCAGAAGCCUCGCUUGCUCUGUGAGGUAAAGAUUCCUGCCUGGAACAGUUUCGAAACCAUGUCCGUCCAUCCUACCGGCUCUACUCGCGCUCAGCGCGAGGUUCCAUAGCGCAACACCGCAGAGUCCAGGCAGACUCCGUAGAAGUGCACCCACAAAAUCAUGCCACAACACAAAACUACUCCAUGCCCUUACCACUGCAACCCAGUCGGGAUAUCAUGCAUCAUCAAAGCCUGAGGGACAAAGGCGUACCGUACCGCAUUAGACCCUCGCUAGACCUAACCAACAAACCGCAACCCUUCCUACUUUACCACAGCUCCCUCUCCACGCAGCCUCAUUAUGCCCGAUCAGGAUUUAUCGACUCGAGUGCCCUUCGCAGGCUAUGUGUAUGUCCCCCUGACGUAUCUAUGUCUCGAUGACUUCGCUCCACGCGACAGAGAAAAGGUCUCGGGCGGAUCUCGUCAUCGAUCGUAGUUGUCGCGCGGACACAGCGGACGGAAUAUCGAACACAUCGGAACGUUGCGCUCGAAGCAUG
Messenger RNA from Aspergillus uvarum CBS 121591, 867 nucleotides. RefSeq lists its product as uncharacterized. Lineage: Eukaryota; Fungi; Ascomycota; Eurotiomycetes; Eurotiales; Aspergillaceae. The transcript is spliced from 2 exons. Bases 267 to 443 code for a protein of 58 amino acids. The record is from RefSeq and is a predicted model, not a curated record.